Messenger RNA from Myxocyprinus asiaticus (Chinese sucker), 5346 nucleotides. Its product is annotated as chitobiosyldiphosphodolichol beta-mannosyltransferase-like. Gene Ontology annotation, molecular function: mannosyltransferase activity. Gene Ontology annotation, cellular component: endoplasmic reticulum. Lineage: Eukaryota; Metazoa; Chordata; Actinopteri; Cypriniformes; Catostomidae. Bases 2032 to 3498 code for a protein of 488 amino acids. The record is from RefSeq and is a predicted model, not a curated record. The transcript has 14 exons.
AUAUGCUAUUUAUUUGAUUAAUAUUGGUUUGGUUUGUUUGUUUUGAUAGACAAGUGAAGCGAAACUUUACACUAAAAUGUGUUCAAAUGUAGUUCAGUAAGAAAUUAUUAGUUGAAAACCCCUCGACUGUGUUAAAGUCAUGGUUAUUUGGAAUAAUUUACUUAAAUAUCUGCAUAUUAAUGUCCGGUGUUAAUCCACAUUUAGUUCAAAAUCAAGGCUUAGUUUUCAGUGUGGUAUUGACGUAUAGCAGAGUUGCUAAUUUUAAUUAUUAUAUAAUAAUUACAAUUCAUUAUAAUAAAUAAUCUUUCGAUGGCUUGUCUGUUUAUUAAGGUUACAGCAUGGUUGCAGAAAGAAAGUAAACAAACAAACAAACAAACAAACAAAACAAUUCCUGGGAAACCAAAAACUUACCUUAAAACUGUGUUCUGGGAAUGUUCUGGGAACCAAAAAUUGUUAGUUGGCAUUCAUUUAUUUUUGGUACCUUUUUGGUACACGUAGGCGUAUCUGAUACAGCUCUCAGAAAUAUGAUUCACGUAGAUUCGCGAAAGUGAUUAAAAGGAUUAGUUUAUGUUUUUGUUAAAUGUACCGGUAAGCGUUGAGCAUUUCUUAAUCUCUUUGCCUGCUCUUAACUGUGAUUCUCUGAAGAAGAAAAAUUAGAGAAAACUAAUUGGGGCCCGUUCAGACCGAAUCCGUUCUAAAAAGGUAGACGCAGUGCAACGCAUAUAACAGAACGCACGUGUCUCAAGACGUUCUUUGUUACCUGCCUCGUUUAAAAAAAGCUGGACGUGGCGCAAGCCGUGCAACUGUCAAAGCCUAACGCAAGUUUACAUAGAAAAACGAUGGCAAAGAGCGCAGACGAACGCAACUGACCUUAUUCACGGUAGCACCAUCUUUGAUUUUUAAUGGGAAUGACAACGAGGCUGUGAGGGAUAGACUACCAUCUCUUCAAUGGUACGCAAGAUAUAAAGCUGUAAAAAAACUCCUAGAUCACAUUUUCCACAACUCAUGAUGCAUGGAGUUUUUUGUCUACUGAAUGUUCUUGGAAUUAUGUUUUUUUCAAUGUGUUGUCCGCGGAACAAUCAAAAAACAUAAACUGCAGUAAAACCCAUUGAAAUGACUGUAGGUCUAUCCCUCACAGCAGUGUUGGGUGUAAUGCAUUACUAAGUAAUUAAUUACUGUAAUUAAAUUACUUUUUCAUUGAAAAAAGUAAGGGAUUAGUCUUAAUUUCUGAGUAAUUUAACAACAGUUAUUUCUGAUGUAAUUGCAUUAAAUACAGUAUAGACUAUAGAACAAUUAUAUAAAACAAUAGUGAAUUUAAAAUCGAAAUUUUACAUCUAAUGUUAAAAUGUAUGUUUUCUAAUUUAAUGCAGCCCCCUUAAAUUAUUUGGCCAGUUCAUGAAUUAUUUAUUUGAUUUUAUAUGAUUUAUUUGAAAGAAUUAAAAGAACAGUUUCAUGUCUAUCCUUAUAUUUUUCAUCUGGUCAAUGUUGAUCAGGGUUUUAGAAAGUAAAUUAGUAAUAAGUAAUACAAUUACUUUUCAGAAAGAGUUACUGGUAUUGGUUAGUAAUUAAUAAUUUUUUUUUAGAGUAACUUACCCAGCACUGCCUCACAGCCUGGUUUUCUCUCUUCCAAAAAAAAUUUUUUUCUCUCCAAAUUGUUUUUUGUUUUUUUUCUCUCUUAAAAUUUUUUUCUCUCUCUUCAACAUUUUUUGAAGAGAGAAAAAAAAAAUUCUUUGAAGAGAGAAAAAACUUUUUUUGAAGAGAGAAAAAAACUUUUUUUUGAAGAGAGAAAAAAAACUUUUUUGAAGAGAAGGUAAAAAUUUAAGACUUAUGCUCAGGAAGGAACUGAGACACUUUUUUUUUUUUUUUUUUUUUUUUUUUCACCGUUAUUUAUUUAUUUUUUAUUCCACCGUGCAGGUUCAGAGCUUCCAUAACAACGCGCUCGGUGUAAACAGCCCUUAAUGCGUUAUAAUAAGGUGUAUGUCUCUUUAAAUUUUCUGCCCUACUGUCGUCCACGUCAUAAUCAGGAAGACAAUGGCGGAUGCCAAUGCGGCAGUGGCAGUAGUAACAGUUUCAUUGGUUCUUUUGGGACUUUUAUCGGGGUUAACCUUAUGUUGGGCUCUUCUUCCAGUCGCUGUAGUGAUGCUUAUUUUUAUACUAGCCAGUGGAUUAAAGGGACGAGAUGAACUUGCAAAUUUGAACGUUUGUGUGUUGGUGUUGGGAGAUAUAGGACGCAGUCCACGUAUGCAGUAUCAUGCGCUGUCUCUCAGCCGACAUGGAUACAAUGUCACCUUAAUUGGCUUUCUUGGUACUAAACCUCAUCAAGACAUUCUUGAGGAUGAAAGGAUAGACAUACUUCCCAUUUCAGAGCCAAGGGGGCUUAAAGUUGGCCCUAAAACCUUCAGAUAUGUCUCAAAGGUGAUAUUUCAGUGUUUUCAGCUGUUUUAUGUGUUGAUGAGGAUUGAGGAUCAAGGCUAUAUCCUUAUGCAGAACCCCCCUGGGCUGCCAGCCAUAGCAGUGACAUGGGUUGCAAGUCGUUUCAGGGGAAACCAGUUUAUCAUAGACUGGCACAACUAUGGGUACACCAUAAUGGCACUUGCUCAUGGGGAAAAUCAUCUAAUUGUCAAGGUGGCAAAAUGGUAUGAGAAGCACUUUGGCUGUUUCUCGGAUCAUAACCUAUGUGUUACUAAUGCAAUGAGGGAAGAUCUUCAGAUGAAUUGGAAAAUUGAGGCCACCACAUUAUAUGACAAGCCACCCUCAAUAUUUAGAGAAACACCUCUGAAACUUCAGCAUGAGUUGUUUGUCAGAAUGGGCAGUGCUUAUUCACCAUUUAAGCCUAGUUCUGAGGUCUCUAAGGAACACAUGGAAUUAACAGCCUUCACAGAGCGUAAUACGCAAACAGGUGCCGUGACACGUUCCACUGGCCGACCCGCUCUGCUUAUCAGCAGCACCAGCUGGACUGAGGAUGAAGACUUCUCAGUUCUUUUACAAGCACUUGAAGACUAUGAGAAGUUUGUUGAGGCAGGAGACAAACUUCCAUCACUGAUUUGUGUAAUUACAGGUAAAGGUCCUAAGAAGGAGUAUUACAAGAAGCUUAUUGACUCCAAGGAAUUUAAAAAUGUCAAGAUUUGUACUCCAUGGCUGGAAGCAGAGGAUUAUCCAGUUUUACUUGGUUCUGCUGAUCUCGGGGUCUGCUUGCACAAAUCCUCCAGUGGUCUAGACCUUCCAAUGAAAGUAGUUGACAUGUUUGGAUGUUGUCUGCCAGUCUGUGCCAUACACUUUAAGUGCUUACAUGAACUGGUAAAACACGAAGAAAAUGGGCUUAUUUUCAAAGACUCCAAUGAGCUUUCUGAACAGCUAAAGCUUCUGUUUUCAGACUUUCCCAGUGAACAGGGUAAACUGGGCCUCUUCAGGAAGAAUCUUAGGGAAAGCGGGCUGCAGCGCUGGGCCGAGAACUGGGACCACAACGUCCUGCCUCUUAUUAAAGAGCACUGCGACUGACCAUCAGCAGAGUCUUUGUGCCUCUGGAGCACAGUUUGAUGGCAGUCGCUGAAGAUGUAUUUGUUUAGGCUGGAUGUCCUACACACUACAAUGCCAGUUAGUCCAACCCUGCUACCCAACUCUAGCACUGUCCUGCAUGUACAACACAGACACGUUUAACAGAAUGUGAAGGUUUUUGCCAUUUAAAACCCAAACUACAGCAAUAGCACAAAUAUUAAUUUGCAAUACUUUGAGUAGAUGUGUGUGUGUGUGUGUGUGUAUGUGUAUAUAUAUAUAUAUAUAUAUAUAUAUAUAUAUAUAUGCACACAUUUGUGCUCAAAAGUUUGCAUACCCUGGCAGAAAUUGUGAAAUUUUGGCAUUGAUUUUGAAAAUAUGACUGAUCAUGCAAAAAAUAUUUAAGGAUAGUGAUCAUAUGAAGGCAUUUAUUAUCACAUAGUUGUUUGGCCCCUUUUUUUUAAAUCAUAAUGAUAACGGAAAUCACCCAAAUGGUGCUGAUCAAAAGUUUACAUGCCCUUGAAUGUUUGGCCUUGUUACAGACACACAAGGUGACACACAGAGGUUUAAAUGGCAAUUAAAGGUUGAUUUCCCACACCUGUGGCUUUUUAAAUUGCAAUUAGUGUCUGUGUAUAAAUAAUCAAUGAGUUUGUUAGCUCUCACGUGGAUGCACUGAGCAGGCUAGAUACUGAGCCAUGGGGAUCAGAAAAGAACUGUCAAAAGACCUACGUAACAAGGUAAUGGAACUUUAUAAAGAUGGAAAAGGAUAUAAAAAUAUAUCCAAAGCCUUGAAAAUGCCAGUCAGUGCUGUUCAAUCACUUAUUAAGAAGUGGAAAAUUCGGGGAUCUCUUGAUACCAAGCAAAGGUCAAGUAGACCAAGAAAGAUUUCAGCCACAACUGCCAGAAGAAUUGUUUGGCAUACAAAGAAAAACCCACAGGUAACCUCAGGAGAAAUACAGGCUGCUCUGGAAAAAGAUGGUGUGGUUGUUUCAAGGAGCACAAUUUGACGAUACUUGAACAAAAAUAAGCUGCAUGGUCGAGUUACCAGAAAGAAGCCUUUAAUACACCAAUGCCACAAAAAAGCCCGGUUACAAUAUGCCCGACAACACCUUGACACGCCUCACAGCUUCUGGCACACUAUAAUUUGGAGUGACGAGACCAAAAUAGAGCUUUAUGGUCACAACCAUAAGAGCUAUGUUUAGAGAGGGAUCAACAAGGCCUAUAGUGAAAAGAAUACCUUCCCCACUGUGAAGCAUGGUGGUGGCUCACUGAUGUUUUGGGGGUGUGUGAGGUCUAAAGGCACGGGGAAAAUUGAUGGCAAGAUGAAUGCAGCAUGUUAUCAGAAAAUACUGGCAGACAAUUUGUAUUCUUCUGCACAAAAGCUGCGCAUGGGACGCUCUUGGACUUUCCAGCACGACAAUGACCCUAAGCACAAGGCCAAGUUGACACUCCAGUGGUUACAGCAGAAAAAGGUGAAGGUUCUGGAGUGGCCAUCACAGUCUCCUGACCUUAAUAUCAUCGAGCCACUCUGGGGAGGUCUCAAACGUGCAGUUUGUGCAAGACGACCAAAACUUUGCAUGACCUGGAGGCAUUUUGCCAAGACGAAUGGGCAGCUAUACCACCUGCAAGAAUUUGGGGCCUCAUAGACAACUAUUACAAAAGACUGCAUGCUGUCAUUGAUGCUAAAGGGGGCAAUACACAGUAUUAAGAACUAAGGGUAUGCAGACUUUUGAACAGGGGUCAUUUCAUUUUUUUUCUUUGUUGCCAUGUUUUGUUUUAUGAUUGUGCCAUUCUGUUAGAACCUACAGUUGAAUAUGUAUCCCAUAAGAAAUAAAAGAAAUUUGUUUUUCCUGC